Molecule: messenger RNA, 7815 nt
Organism: Aspergillus steynii IBT 23096
Lineage: Eukaryota; Fungi; Ascomycota; Eurotiomycetes; Eurotiales; Aspergillaceae
Product: BcPKS20, polyketide synthase
Exons: 3
Coding region: 1-7815 (2604 amino acids)
Biological process (GO): secondary metabolite biosynthetic process; fatty acid biosynthetic process
Molecular function (GO): phosphopantetheine binding; 3-oxoacyl-[acyl-carrier-protein] synthase activity; fatty acid synthase activity
Source: RefSeq, a predicted model, not a curated record
AUGACUUCUGACCUCUUUCACCGACUCCAUUGGACGCCAGCCACAUUGGCCCAAGAACCGCUCAAUUUCACGAAGGUGGUUUUUGUCGUUGACUCCCCCAGAACGCAAGAAAGCCAAAGCACGAGGCUCCUGGCUGCGUAUCAGGCUGAGCUCGUCAGUUGGGGCUACGCCACAGCCGUCAUCAACAACCCCCUUGAAAUCCAUGAUAUCCUAACGCCAGGGACGGCGACAAUUAUCGUGCACAUACCGCACGUAGCACACGGGUGUGAAGGCGUCUACGAUGCGGCUAUCGACUCAUGUGCAAGCCUGAUUGCCAUCGCACAAGAGCUUGUAUCUCGGCCUGGAACUACCACCAAGCUGUUCUCAAUAGUCGCAGACGAUGACGGCAUAAGCGAGUUGGGUCAUGCGCCUCUGACUGGCCUGGCACGGGUCCUGAGGAUGGAAAUACCGGAUCUUUUCGGCGGAUUGCUGCAGUUAGGGACCCCGAGCUGGGGCUUUCCUCUAUCAGCCAUCAAAUAUGCGCAAGGAUUUGACGUUAUCCGGGUGUGCGAUGAGGGGGAGGAAAGUGUGCCGCAGACAGCGUCACUGCAGCCGUUGGUGCUCAAUGGCGAGGGCGAAAAUGAGCUUUCAUCACAGCUCAAUUCCAACUCCACGUAUCUGAUUACAGGCGGCACGAAGGGGAUUGGAUUGGAGAUCGCAAGCUGGAUGGUCGCUCACGGCGCUCGGCAUUUGAUACUUGUGUCCCGGCACGGGUUGGAAGUAUCAGGAGCAGGAGGCGCUGCUUCUAAUCACCUCGUGGCUCGCAUCGCCGACAUGGAGGCCCAGGGUGCGAGCGUUCACGUACUGGCCAUUGACCUCGGUCUGCCGGGUGCAGCCGACACAUUACGCAAAGCGAUCGAUAGUCUACAACAGCCGGAUGUCAAGGGAGUUGUGCAUGCGGCUGGGACUGCAGGGUAUCAUACACUCAACGCCUGCACACCGACUGACAUCCAAAAUGUGUUCGCCUCGAAGGUGAGAGGAGCCCUAAGCCUAGAUGCUCUCUUUCCACCGCGCACACUGGACUUCUUCCUCCUGAUGUCGUCCGUUGGACAAUUAGUCGGGUUCCCGGGUCAGCUGUCCUACGCGCCGGCAAAUGCGUUCCUGGACGGGUUGGCGACAUGGCGAAGACGUGAGGGCGAUAAUACCACGUCGGUUCAGUGGACCAGCUGGCGCGGCGUCGGCAUGGUGGCACAGAGCAGGUCUGUAACGCGGAUGGUGAACCAGGGGAACAAAGAGCGAGGCCUGGGAGACAUGCCGAAGGAGGAGGCCCUUGAGGCCUUGGAGCACAUCCUCGCCCUUCAGACGGACAAUGUGGCAGUGGUACGCGCGUUGGAGGUCGAAGCCGAUGAGCCACCGCGGCACCCGAUUCUGAAGCACAUCACACCACGAAGGAAGCAGAAGGAAUACCGCGACUACCCAAAGCAUGCCGUGGCCGUCGUGGCCAUGGCCUGCCAGACAGCCGCGGGAGAGACCCUGGACGAGCUGUGGGAGCUGCUUCAGAGUGGUCAGAGCACGGUUCGCGAGAUCGAUGCCGUUCGAUUUGCAGACGCAGCCGGCAGUCCGAACCGUCUAUGGGGUAAUUUCUUGCCCGACAUCGAAAGGUUCGACGAAAAAUUCUUUGGGAAGUCAAGGCGCGAGGCAGCGGCCAUGGAUCCACAUCAACGACUCAUGCUUCAGAUCACCUACCACGCCGUCGAAGCGGCAGGCUGGGUUGGUGGCGAGGGAAUGUCACCGGAGACCCAUGAUCCAGCAACGAGCGGCCACAUAACGGGCUGCUUUAUCGGAAUGAACGCCCCCGACUACGUCGUAAACCUGGGCUCCCAGCCACCCUCGCCGUAUACCGGGGGUGGAAUGAUGCGCUCCUUCGUCGCCGGCCGCCUCAGUCACUAUUUCGGCUGGACCGGGCCCUCGCAUACGAUUGACACGGCCUGUUCAUCAGCCAUGGUGGCCAUUCACCAGGCCUGUCGCGCGAUUCAGGUUGGCGAGUGCACGCGUGCCAUUGCAGGCGGCGUCAACCUAAUCCCCAACACGGCCUUAUUCGACGCCCUGCGCGCAGGUGGGUUUCUCAGUGAGACUGGCGCCUGUAAGACAUUUGACGCACGUGCAGAUGGCUACUGUCGUGGCGAAGCCGUCGGCGUUGUCGUGCUGAAGCCGCUGGAAACGGCGGUCCGGGACGGGGAUGACAUCCAGGGCGUUCUUCUUUCAACGGGGAAUAACCAGAACAUCAGCAAUACCAGCAUCACGAAUCCUGUUCUCGAGAGCCAAUCCGCAUUGUACCGAGACGUGCUUGCGCGGGCAGGAGUCCACCCGCACGAUGUCUCCUAUGUCGAGGCUCACGGUACAGGCACUCGCGCUGGGGACCCCGUCGAGGUGCAAGGUAUCAGGCAGGUCUUGGGUGGACCGGAUAGGCGUUCUAUUCUGCACAUUGGCGCGGUGAAGCCAAACAUCGGCCAUUCUGAAGCAGCCUCCGGGGUGAUUUCUCUGAUAAAGGUACUACUCAUGCUCAAGCACGGGAAGAUCCCACCGCAGGCGCACUUCAGGUCGCUGAAUCCGAACAUCGCGGCUCUUGAACCGGAUCGCAUGGCUAUUCCGACGUCGCUGAGGAACUGGAGCUCCGGCGAGCGGUUGGCCGUAGUGAACAGUUACGGUGCGUCUGGCAGCAACGCCGCUGCUGUGGUUGGACCUCCAGCUGCACGCCCUUAUUCUACCAGACCAAUUCGAGACGCUGAAUUUGAAUCGUGGCCGAUCUUCCUCUCUGCCGCCUCCAAGCCCAGUCUUCUAGCAUACUGUACCAAUCUCCAGCAGUAUGUCGGCAAUGAAAGAAACGAUUUCAGCCUCGCCCAACUGGCCUUUGCUUUGACAGCCAAAGUCAAUCGACAGUUGUCUGUGACCUUCUGCACAACCGCAAAAUCACCAGUGGAUGAUCUACACGCACAGCUCGGGAGUCCCGAGAGCCAUAUCUCUAGAUCCGAAGCUCGACCCACUGUGCUGCUUAUAAGCGGUCAGAACGGAAGUAAGACGCCGGCAGUGAAGAGUCUCUAUGACAGCUCACUGCUAUUCCGCACACGGCUGCAACAAUGCGAGGAGACCAUGCUCACUCUCGGCCUGCCUAGUGUGGUUUCGAGCGUUCUCAAUGGGAACGGCGACGCCGACGGUCAUGAGGACCUCGUCCUCCGCCACGCCGCCCUGUUCUCCAUCCAGUAUGCCUGUGGCAUGGCUUGGAUUGACUCUGGGGUCACACCGCAGGCGAUCUGCGGCCACUCCUUCGGCGAAUGGGCUGCGCUGACCAUCUCGGGGGCUUUGACGCUCGAAUCUGGCAUCAAGCUUGUCACAGGCCGUGCAGCCAUUAUCGAGAAGCUGUGGGGCCCCGACACCGGGUCUAUGGUCGCAAUAGAAGCGGACCUCGUGUCGACGAACAUGACCCCAGUGCAGCAUUUGCAGUUGCUUCUUGAGAAACACCCAAACAGCCAGGUCGAGAUUGCCUGCUACAAUGGACCGAACAACUACGUGGUCGCGGGGAGCACGCAAGAGAUCGAACUUCUGGCGACGUACCUCCAAGAUCAAAAGUCCAACGUGAGGUCCCACGGGAACAGGCUCCGCUGUAAGGUCUUGCAAGGGAUGCACGCAUAUCAUUCCCAUAUGGCGGAUCCAAUCGUGAAGGCCUGUGCCGAACUAUCGGCUUCGAUUCCAUUUCAGCGCCCUACACUCCCCUUUGUUUCGUGCCAUCGCUCCGAUGACGAGGACUGGGAGCGGACGAGUGAGACGGCCGCUAUUAUUCCCCGUAACACGCGCGGGCCUGUGCAUUUUGGAGACGCCGUCCAGCGCAUUGUAACCCGUUUAGGUCCGUCGUGUACAUUUCUUGAAGCCGGAGUCGGGGGUCCCAUUACCGCUAUGGCGCAGAGCGCUCUGGCACCGGCCGAGCAUACCUUUGUCGCCAUCAAUGGUACACACCCAAGGCGAUCGUUGGCAGCUGCCACUGCCGCUCUGUGGAAGAGAGAUCGCGCCGUCCAGUUCUGGCUGUUUCAUCGUAGCCAGUCAGUGGACUAUGGGACGCCCCACGGCACCUCAUUGGAUCUCCCUCCGUAUCAGUUUGAAAAGCACCGACAUUGGACCGAAUACAAGAAGACUCGUCACUUGGAAGCCAAUGGCAGAGCCGAGCACACCGAGCAGCUUUGUCAAAACUGUCAAAAGAACGUUGCUGAUUACCCAUAUAUUGUUUGCGAAGGCUCGCCAUCCCAGCUAAGCUCGGGAUCCAAAUUCACAUUUCACAUCCACACUCGCAGCCAACGGUACCAGCAGCUGGUUAGCGGCCACGUUGUGGUGGGCAACCCCCUCUGUCCGGCGGGAAUGUACCUUGAGUUUGCCGCACACGCGGUUCUUAUGCUUAGGGGUGGGAUCGAGGACGGAGCGCAGAUCGUCAUUGGGUCGCUUGAGAUCAAAGCGCCGCUCGGUCUGGACACGACGCGCUCCGUCAAAUGCACCCUGAGCCAAAAGCAGCCAGAGACCUGGAGAUUUGAUAUAUUCUCUAUCCACGGUGAUCCAAAUGAUGACCGGCCAAUUUCCCACGGCACGGGCAUCAUCCAAUGCGGCAAGGUCAGGAUCGAUGAGGAAGUCAGCGCAGCUCACAAGUGGCCGCGCAUAUCCAACUUGCUCGAGAAUGACCCGGAUACGGAGGCUCUGCGCGGAGGAAUGGUGUACAAAGUCUUUGCGAGCAUGGCCAAAUACUCGGCUCCGUACCGAGGCCUGCGGUAUCUUGUUGGCAAGGGCUCCGAGGGUGCAGGUGAAAUCGAAAUGCCUAGAGCCCAGCUGGGGCUGGUGGCUCAGGCGCCCAACGAGAGCGUUACUGAUGCGUUGCUCGUCGACAAUUUCAUGCAAGUCGCGGGUAUUUUCGUGCACAGCCUGCGUGGCGCGGAUCCAGAGGAGGCUGACAAGACCGAUGCCACGUCGUAUAUCUGCACGGGCAUGGGAAUCGUAAGACCCCUGAAUGGGUCCCCCGGGAGCGGGGGGUAUCGCGCGUACACGAAGGUGGUGCGAGAUGACGGCCGAGUGGUAGUUCUGGAUCUGUUCGCGUUCGAUCGCAUGAGCCAGCAGAUGAUCUGGUCUGCUCAAGGUCUUAGAUUCACGAGGGUGCCUCGUAGCUCCCUGGUAAAGGCGCUGACGGGUGCCAAUGCCGUCUUGUUGGAGGAUACUCCCCAGAGACCAUCGGAGCAGGAGAUAAAACAUUCUGUGCCGGAAAAGCCAACACCCCCCAGAGGAGACGCCAUCUUGAGCGGAGUCCAGGACGUGCUGAGCAAAUGUCUCGAUGUUCCUGUCGCUGACGUGAAGAAGGAAUCGUUACUGGAGGAGCUCGGCACUGAUUCUCUUGUGAGCCCCGAAAUCCUGGUUGGCAUCGCUGGCCGAUUCGACGUCGAUCUUUCUACCAGUGACCUUGCUGCAGCGCUAGACGUGGCGUCGUUGUGUGACAUUAUUUCGUCGCGGCUGGAGGCUGGAUGUCCAGCCGACAAUGCGUCUAGACCACAAGAUCUUGAAAGAACAGAAGAUUCGCAGAACAUCGUCAUCCGGAUACUCAGCGACGCUCUUGGUCUUGACCCUGCAGAGAUUGACCUGGGUUCAAGACUCGAAGAUCUUGGUUCAGACUCUCUCAUCGCCCCGGAGAUAAUCAGCAGCCUAAAGAAGGCACUGGGUGUGGAAAUCUCGUCUGUUGACUUUGCCUCUGUUCCAGACGUGAUCUCCCUCUGCCAUCUCGUCGGGGGCAGCCCAGCGCGCAUUUCGAGUAAUUCUCUUUCUUUGUCUUCGUCCGCCUCGAAUCCCGAUACUCCAGCUUCUGAUAUGAGCCAAGAAGGCAGUUCCAAUCCAGGCUCGAUGCAUGCAGCCUUCCUCCAGGUUCGUCAAAAUUUCGAUGCUCAUGCCGGCGCCACCGGGUUCGCCGGCUAUUGGAAACAUGUAUAUCCCGACCAGCUGCGCACAGUCACCACCUUCAUCGUCGAAGCUUUCGAGAAGCUCGGCUGUCCAAUCCGCAAUUUCGAAUCUGGGCAGGCCCUCCCUGCAGUGCAGGGCACUCUUCCUAAAUACCAAAGAGAAGUCACGCGUCUCUGGCAGAUCCUCGCAGAGGGUGGAAUUGUCACUAUACAAAGACACUCCAAGAACCCUGUAUAUAUCCGGGGUGUAGCAUCCCUGGAGAAAGACCAUGACUCCGAGGAGCAGAGUACCAGGCUCUGUUCCGACUUUCCUUCCUACUCGGCUGCGCAUGGCCUUUUAGCUCUUCUGGGACCCCAUCUGGCCGAGUAUCUCACGGGAAAAAGGGAUCCCAUCCCACCGCUCUUCGCCAGCGAUCACGGUCGCCGUCUGCUGGAUGGCUUUUAUGGUCAUGGUCCGGACAUUCGCGCCGCUACUCAGCUGCUUUGCGAUUUCUUGUCCGCGGCUAUCCACUCUGCCGGUGGCGAGCCCUUCAAUGUUCUCGAGAUCGGCGCCGGCACCGGUGGUACAACCAAGCACCUCGUGCCUCUGCUCCAGGCCACUGGUCUGCCAUUCACAUAUACUUUCACGGAUCUCUCAGUCUCGCUCGUUGCGCGCGCCAAAAAGGCCGAUUUCAAGGGCGUACCGGAGAUGGAGUUCCUGAAGUUGAACGUCGAAGAAGAGCCACCGCAGGAAUUACAAGGACGAUAUCAUGCCGUAGUAUCUAGCAACUGCGUGCACGCCACCCGGGAUAUACGACAGUCCCUCCGAAAUAUCCACAAGCUUGUGCGACCGCACGAUGGCUGCGUCGUUCUUUUGGAGCUGAUUCAACAGCUCCCCUGGUAUGACCUCGUCUGGGGUCUUUUGGACGGUUGGUGGCUAUUUGACGAUGAUCGACAGUAUCCGCUGCUGACGCCAUGGGCCUGGGAGCGGACGAUGCGCGACUCGGGAUUCGCGCACGUCGACUGGUCCGAGGGCUCGAGUCGCGAGUCCAGGACGCUGCGCAUCAUUGCCGGUUUUGCGGCGCACGAUGAGCAACAGCCGUGUCCUGCAAAGGCAACCUCCAUGCUUCUUUAUCGAGGGCCGUCAUCCCGUAGUCUCUUCCUUGCUCCUGACGGUGCGGGCUACGGUACUGUCUUCAACCCCCUAGGACAGCUACUAGCCCGGAUAUCGCCGUCCAUGACCGUGUACGCGCUCAACAGCCCCUUUAUAACAGCGCAGCCCGCGCCAGGCCAUCUUCCCAGUGUCCAAGGGAUGGCUGCCAGCUACACGGCAGAGAUUAAGCGCCGGCAGCCGAAGGGGCCAUACCUGCUCGGCGGGUAUUCUUUCGGCGGGAUUGUCGCCUACGAGGCGGUGCGACAACUUCUUGAGGCCGGCGACGAGGUCGAGAAACUGAUUCUGCUGGACGUGCCGUGUCCUACCUCAUCGGCUUGUAUGUCCGACGCCUUGGUCCGGUACGUGUCCGCCAUCACCUCCCCCGGUGAUAUAUCACUGGCGCGAAAGCAGCUCGAACAGUAUCAAGUGACGAAGUUGCCGGGUCUAAACUGGCCGCAAACGGUCCUGGUCUCCGCGAGAGACGGGGUCGAUGGUACGCACGAUAAUCAAGAGGAUAGAGGAUUUAGCGUUUUGCCUGAGCACCGCAGAGUCACGGAUUGGCUUCUCAACGGUAGGACAGACGAUGGGCCGCUGGGCUGGGAGGAGCUGAUGGGUCCGGGGAAUGUGAAGGUGAUUCGCGCCGAUGGCCAUCACUACAGCAUGGUCCUUUCAUCUACUAAGAUGGACGAAUGGGUGCUGCCGCUGGUUGAGCUGCUGGAUGGGUAG